This is a messenger RNA of Olea europaea var. sylvestris, 580 nucleotides long. RefSeq names its product 60S acidic ribosomal protein P2A-like. The record is from RefSeq and is a predicted model, not a curated record. The transcript has 4 exons. Gene Ontology annotation, cellular component: ribosome; cytosolic large ribosomal subunit. Gene Ontology annotation, molecular function: structural constituent of ribosome. The coding region runs from base 14 to 361 and encodes 115 amino acids. Gene Ontology annotation, biological process: cytoplasmic translational elongation. NCBI's taxonomy places the organism in Eukaryota, Viridiplantae, Streptophyta, Magnoliopsida, Lamiales, Oleaceae.
UUUCCAGAGAAAGAUGAAGGUUGUAGCUGCCUAUUUGCUCGCUGUUCUGGGAGGCAAUGCCUGCCCUUCCACCGAUGAUUUGAAGGACAUCAUCAGUUCUGUUGGAGCUGAAGCUGAUGAUGAUCAGAUUGGGCUUCUUUUGACACAAACUCAGGGCAAAGAUAUCACUGAGCUCAUUGCAGCUGGAAGAGAGAAGUUGGCAUCUGUACCCACUGGAGGUGGUGCUAUUGCAGUGGCCGCUUCUGCUGCCGGUGCUACCGGUGGUGCAGCUGCUCCAGCUUCAGCUGAGCCCAAGAAAGAGGAAAAGGUGGAGGAGAAAGAGGAGUCAGAUGAUGAUAUGGGGUUCAGUCUCUUUGACUAAAGGGUUGCGGCUUAAAUAGCUUUCAUAGUAGUGCUCUAGUGUUUCUUUUUCUUUUUAAUAUUUGGUGUUCACUUGGAUUAAAAUUUUGACAAUCUCAAAGUAUUGCAGUCAGCUGUCAGCAACAUCAUUCUUGGAUAUUACUUGAAUUGAUUACUGGAUUACUUCUACCGUUUCUCUGAAUAUUUAUUGGAAAAAUUGUAGCAGAGGUUCCAAACGUUU